AGUAGAGAGCCUUAAUUUAUAGUGGUGGCCAUAUGUUCGGCAGUCCACUCUCCCUCUCACAGCUGAAAAAGUAAACCAACGUUCAAAUACUCUCACCAUCAAUUCUACUCUCAUCAUCAAUUCUACUUUUAAUAAAAAAAAGAAAAGGAAAAAAAUUGAUUUCAUUCUAUAUAUAUUGCAGAGCCUCUCUCUCUCUCUCUCAAAGACAGAAUUUGUUGGGUGGUACAGUUGAUAAAAAAAAAAGUCAACAGAAAGGAGAGGGUUAAAAUGGUGGUGAAGAUGAUGAAGUGGAGGCCGCGGCAAUCGAAGAAAUUGGAGGCGAGGAUCACCGUUGAUCAUCUCAAAAGCGGCGUCGUAGGAGGUGGCGAUUGCUCGAGAUAUUCGGUUGAGAUCAAAUGGAAAGGCGCGAAAGGGAUCUCCUUGAGCUCUUUGAGGAAGAGUGUGAGAAGGAAUUUCACCAAGGAGAUGUCGCUGAACCAAGACGGAGUCGCUCGAUUCGACGAAGAAUUUCGAUGUUUCUGCGCUUUAUCGGCGAACAAGGACGGCCUCUUUCAUCCAUGGGAGGUCUCCUUCACCGUUUUCAAUGGGUCGAACAGUGUAGGCACUGCAUCCUUGAAUCUUGCAGAUUUCGACAAACAAGGCAGAGACAUAGAUAUUCCUCUUCUCAUCAUCAAUGCUUCGCUUCAUCUUUCAAUCCAUCUUGUUGAAUUGAGAAAUGUCCAAGAUCAAGCUGAAGCAGCGCCUAAACCCAUUCUCUUGUUUCCUCGAUCACCAUGCUAUGGUGAAAUGUUCUCCACAGAGAAGCAAGAUCUCAAGGCCAACAGCAGCCCCAUUAGAGUCAACAUCUUCAAGGGUCUCUCCGCGCUCAGACCCAAAAGGGCAGGUCAAGAAGACGACGGCGGCAGCUCCGAGAGGAGCGAGGGUGGUGUCUACCCGCUCGACUCCUCCGAUUCAGACGGCCACGCCUCCGGUGAAGGCCUCUCCGAAGAGGAUUCUGGCGACAGGAAGUCUUUUAGUUAUGGGACUUUGGCCUAUGCCAACCACGCCGGAGCAGUGUCAGCGGCGGCUCACUCCAACACGAGCAGCGGCGAGGACGAGGACUGGCUCUACUACACCCAUCACACCAAGCCCACGUCACCUCCUGAUCAUCUGAUGCAGGAGCAGAACGCGAAGCGUCGGCUUCUGCCAUGGAGGAAGCGGAAGUUGAGCUUCAAGUCUCCCAAGAUGAAGGGGGAGCCGUUGCUGAAGAAGUACUACGGUGAGGAAGGCGGAGACGAUAUUGAUUUUGAUCGGAGGCAGCUUAGCUCCUCAGAUGAAUCCACCUUAACGAAAGAUGGGGAGAGUUCCGGUGCACGUGCCUCCGCAUUUGGAGACGAUGGUUUCGCCGUCGGUGCCUGGGAGGAUAGGGAGAUCACGAGCCGCGAUGGACACAUGAAGCUUAAAACACAAGUUUUCUUCGCCUCAAUCGACCAGAGGCACGAACGUGCAGCCGGUGAAAGUGCAUGCACAGCUCUGGUUGCUGUGAUAGCCAACUGGCUGCAAUCCAACGACAAUGAGAUGCCGAUCAAGUCCCAGCUUGACAGCCUCAUCCGUGAAGGAUCACUGGAGUGGAGGAGCCUCUGUGACAAUGAGGCCUACAGGGAACGCUUCCCGGACAAGCAUUUCGAUCUCGAGACAGUGCUGGAGGCAAAGGUCCGGCCACUUUCUGUUGUUCCGGAGAAAUCAUUCGUCGGAUUUUUCCAUCCGGAUGGAUUGGAUGACAAAGGGUGUGAUUUCCUCCAAGGUGCCAUGUCAUUUGACAACAUAUGGGAUGAAAUCUCUGCAUCUGCCUCAGAGAUGCCUUCCUCCGCUCGCCCCCUCGUCUACAUCAUCAGCUGGAACGAUCACUUCUUCGUCUUGAAGGUCGAACAAGAUGCAUACUACAUCAUUGACACUCUGGGUGAGAGGCUCUACGAAGGCUGCAACCAAGCCUUCAUCUUGAAAUUUGAUAGAGAUUCCACGAUUCAUCAGAUCACCAACGAGACUCACAAUAAACCUGCCGAGGAUAAACCAGAGCAGAACGAGGAUAAGGAGGGCUCUACUGGGAAAGAAGUGGUUACCAGUAAUCAUGCUGAAGGAAAGAAUUUGGAAGAAUCAAGCGUCGUCUGCACGGGCAAAGAGUCGUGCAAAGAGUACAUCAAUAGCUUUCUGGCUGCAAUCCCCAUCAGGGAGUUGCUAGCUGACCUGAAAAAGGGGCUGCUGGCAUCGACACCUCUUCAUCAUCGCCUGCAAAUCGAGUUCCAUUACACCGAAUGCCUGCAUCCACACAAGGAAGCAGGAACGGAAGGAGAAGAUGAUACUAAGGGAUCCUUACCAUUGGAAGCAUUAGAAGCUGAAAACUUGUAGAGAUAAUAAACCCCUUUUCAGCUAUGCCUAAUUUUAAUUUUUUACAUGAUAAGGUAAAGUGCUAAUUGUGCACUAAGCUUAGUUUUGGCUCUCCUAACCUUUGGCCUUCACAUCAAUAACCAAUUUUCGGAGAAAUGUAAAUGAGUUGAACACAUAUAUAUGUCAUCCUUCUUUAUAUACUUCCACCAAAA
Messenger RNA from Salvia miltiorrhiza (redroot sage), 2576 nucleotides. RefSeq lists its product as uncharacterized. Lineage: Eukaryota; Viridiplantae; Streptophyta; Magnoliopsida; Lamiales; Lamiaceae. The record is from RefSeq and is a predicted model, not a curated record. The transcript has 4 exons. The coding region runs from base 268 to 2385 and encodes 705 amino acids.